Molecule: messenger RNA, 987 nt
Organism: Ectocarpus sp. CCAP 1310/34
Lineage: Eukaryota; Phaeophyceae; Ectocarpales; Ectocarpaceae
Source: the annotation of a GenBank genome assembly
AUGACCAUGUGUACGCCUUGUAUCCCCGUGUGUACAUGCGUUGGUGACUUGGUGCUGCAGGUGCUGGCCUGGCUGACCAUACUGGGGAAGGGCAACUGCUUUGCAAGCAUAUUCCAGAUGUCGUGGAUGAGCGCGAAGACCGUGCAGGGGGUGUUCCACAAGUUCUGCAGGCUCUUCGCACGGGAGAUGUACGAUGAACACAUUCACCUCCCGGCGGAAGAGAGCGGCAAGCUGCACCACGUCAUGAAGCAGUACGAUCGGCUUGGGUGCCCCUACAACCAAGCCCGUUCGUACACAGGCAAGGAUUGGUUUCCCACGAUCGCGUACCAGGUCACGGUUGAUCACGCUAGCCGGGCAAUUGCCGUGACUGAGGGUUUCACCGGCUCGACGAACGACAAGACCAUCGUCUGCUGGGAUGCCGCGGUGGAUAAGAUUCGGACGGACAAGCAGUACACGGAGAAGACGUUCGACCUGUACAACGAGGACGGCACGACGACGACGCUCAAGGGGUGCUACUUCCUAGAUGACAACGGGUACCACAAGUGGCAAAUCCUGAUCGAGCCCUCCAAGUACCCGCUGAGCGAGGACGACCUGCUCUUUUCGAAGAGGCUGGAGAGCGUACGCAAGGACGUGGAGUGCUUCUUCGGCAUCCUGAAGGGUCGCUUCAGGAUCCUCAAGCUCGCCAUGGCGUACCAGAGCCAGGAGCGCAUCGACAACGUGUUUUUCACGUGCUGCAUCUUGCACAACAUGCUGCACACCUUCGACGGCAUGGACCAGCUGGUGGAGAACACGAACUGGGUUAGCAGUGCUGGGGUGGGGACCACGUUGGCGACGGAGCCGGAGGCAGACUGUGGAUCUUUUGGGACGAAGGACGUCAACGACCAGCCUCAAUUGGAGAUCGGGCACACGGUGCGCAAGCGACAGCUCACCACGAGCUUCGCGUACCGCAAGAAGCACAAGAAGGACAUUGUCUGGCUUUCUAGGUAG